CUGCAGCCCCGUCAGCUCUCACAGUUGAGCUGGGAUCAGUUCUCCGAAACGGAUCUGUCCAGAGACCCGCUGUUCGUCCGCAUGAUGCGGCAGCACCAACAUCUCAUUCAGAGGGAUUCAGUUGCCAUGACGCCCGAGCUCAGCCUCGGUUCAGAUAGCAGAUGUUACCCGGGCGAUUCUGCGCAUUUGGAAGAAUUAUGUAAGGUUGUCCGGGCAUCUUAGACCGCAGUAUUACCCUCAGACUCAGCCAUGAAAUCUGUGCUGGACGGUGUGGCGGACACCACCUUCCGGACUAUCACCUCUGGUUUGCAGUACCUUGGCUCCAACGAUGCCAACUACGACGACCCCAUGAAUGACGUAGACAUCAAGGGAAGCUUCUCCAUGCAGAAGCCCCUGUCUGCGUUCCGCAGCGACGCGUUCCCGAACAAAGUACCUGCGGACGAGGACCUCAUCCUCAAGGGCAUCCCCUUCUUCCCCACCAAUGCCACGGACUUGUUCGGCAACAGGAGCACGCAUCGAGAUGAGAGCAGUAAUAUCCAGUGUGGGGAGAACUUUAUGGACAUGGAGUGUUUCAUGAUCCUGACCCCGAGCCAGCAGCUGGCCGUGGCCGUGAUGUCUCUGACUUUGGGCACCUUCACGGUUCUGGAGAACCUGGUGGUGCUCUGCGUCAUCCUGCAGUCGCGCACCCUCCGCUGCCGGCCGUCCUACCACUUCAUCGGCAGUCUGGCCGUGGCCGACCUGCUGGGCAGCGUCAUCUUCGUCUACAGCUUUUUGGACUUCCACGUUUUCCACAGGAAGGACAGCCCCAAUGUUUUUCUCUUCAAGCUGGGUGGAGUCACGGCGUCCUUCACCGCAUCGGUCGGGAGCCUCUUCCUCACCGCGAUUGACCGCUACAUCUCCAUCCACCGGCCCCUCGCCUACAGGCGCAUUGUGACACGGACCAAGGCUGUCAUAGCCUUCUGCAUGAUGUGGACCAUCUCCAUCAUCAUCGCGGUGCUACCUCUGCUGGGCUGGAACUGUAAACGUCUCAAUUCCGUUUGCUCAGACAUAUUCCCCCUCAUCGACGAGAACUACCUGAUGUUCUGGAUCGGCGUGACCAGCGUCCUGGUCCUUUUCAUUAUCUACGCCUACAUAUACAUCCUGUGGAAAGCGCACCACCACGCUGUGCGCAUGCUGAGCCGCACCUCCCAGAAGAGCCUUGUCGUCUACUCGGCAGAUGGAACUAAGGUGCAGACGACAAGACCCGAGCAGACUCGCAUGGACAUCCGUCUGGCCAAGACCCUGGUACUCAUCCUGGUGGUGCUGGUCAUCUGCUGGGGUCCGCUUCUCGCCAUUAUGGUCUACGACCUAUUCUGGAGGAUGGGUGAUGACAUCAAGACAGUGUUUGCGUUCUGCAGCAUGCUCUGUUUGCUCAACUCCACAGUCAACCCCAUCAUCUACGCCUUGAGAAGCAAAGACUUGCGGCACGCCUUUCUCAGCUCCUGCGGCGCCUGCAGGGGCAGCGCCCAGCAGCUGGACAAUAGCCUGGAGUCAGACUGCCAGAACAGAAAUGCCAACAUUUCUGCCAACAGGGCCGCGGAGAGCUGCGUGAAGACCACUGUGAAAAUAGCCAAAGUAACCAUGUCUGUGUCAACCGAAACCUCUGCAGAAGCCGUCUAAUUGGCCAUCACAGGGAACACGUGUAAAUGUCAUCCUCCCCAAACAAUGCCGUCCCACCCAUACACACACACACACACACUCACAAAGACAGAGGUCAGGCAUUCCAGAGAAGUCCUGUCCUGAAAGUGUUGACUUACAUCCUCACACAGAAGCUUUAGUGGUUCCAUCAUUUUAUGUUUUUGAAUGAGUACAUAGUGUACCAAAGUGCCAAAUGGUAUUGAAAGAUCACAGAAAGGACUCACAAUAUGUUAGAAUCAUGGAAGGCUGUCAGAAGUUUGCUGUUAAACACAGACAUGAUGAUAGCUUAUUAGCAGAGGCAUAUUAUAUUUUUGUACUGUGAAUUCAGGUUUUGAAAACAAUGUCAUCAUGGGAUAAGGGGCUACUGACAUUUUUAGGUAGAGAUGUUUUAUAGUGUCAUUUAGAAUUGAACAUGUGUCUUGCACAAUCAUUGCAUACAACAAAUAUGAAAUGGAAUUUAAUGAAUCAUUGCUCCUUGACUUUCGAGAGGCCUCAUGUUGCGUAUGUACAUUUCUAAAAGUAAACAGAAAAAGGAGUUCAAUUCAAUUUAAUUGUUGUUUUUUUUAAAUUGCUGUCGGACGUGUAACAUUUGUAUGUUGUGUGACAACACUCAGUGAGUGGCAACUGUGUGGAGGGAUCAUUGAGAAGUGACUGUUCAAGGAUAAAAAAAAAGAAAAUCAAAAACAAUUAUGGCUCAUAGAGCUAAAGACACUUGUAGCUUUUGAGUACGAGGAACCUUAAAAAAGGCAUUUUCUGUGGCAAAGUGAUUUCUUUGCUUCUUAGCUGUUACACCUGCUGUGUGACGUCUUUAUUCAAAUAUAUAUAUAUAACAACUGUACAGUGUUUUAUUGCAGAAUAAAAAGUCUAAACCAAUUCAUUCAGCUACACAGCCAGGACAACACAAAGGCCAUUAUUCUGGGGAAGGCUUAAACAGGACGCAGUGUGCUGGUCACUACUGUGAGAAACUAAUGUGGUCUCCAACCACAGCUGCUUUUCAUCAGAAGUUUGAUUUAAUGGAUUCAACCUCAUAUGUGUGUAACUACUUGUGAUCUGUUACCAACCCCAAAGCCUUCUUAACGUUGCAGUGAGUUGUUUUAGUGCUACUGUUGCAGCGGAGCAUCAUUUCAGAGAACAAAAAGGAACCCGUGCACAGGGCCAGUGAAGUAGUAAUAAAAAUAUGUCUGCUGUCCAUUUUUACUUCUCCAAAACAAAGAAUCAAAGGUCUUUUCAUUACUGGUAAGCUAAUUAAAUGAUGUGUGUGUAAGAAUUCUGUGGAGCUGGCAACUGACCUUACAAAAGAAGCUGAGAAGAUUUUUCAAAUAGACGAUGUAGAACUUUAACUCUAGAAAUCUCACGGCAGAAUUGUUCUGUGGACAUUUAUCUUGGUGUGAAGUUAUCCAGACAGCUGUUUAUCAGUAUGCUUUGCUGAUUCUUGUGAUUUUGAGUAUUGAAGAUCAAAAUGUCAACUGUCAAGUGGCUUCUGUACAUUGGUGGCAUAAUGAGGAAUAUAUGGCUUACAAACAACCGUCAAGUGUUUCUAGUAUUGGUGUUUUCAAACAUUUGAAUAAAGUCGCAGCUGGUGUAAUUUUGCCUACAGUUUUUUGACUGCUUGGAAACAUGAGGUCACGACACAUUUUACGUCAUCUACCUACUGAUCACUAACAAAGGAGG
Menidia menidia (Atlantic silverside) is the source of this 3348-nucleotide messenger RNA. The record is from the annotation of a GenBank genome assembly. Lineage: Eukaryota; Metazoa; Chordata; Actinopteri; Atheriniformes; Atherinopsidae.